This is a messenger RNA of Cyclopterus lumpus (lumpfish), 4308 nucleotides long. RefSeq names its product PR domain containing 15 (gene prdm15). The record is from RefSeq and is a predicted model, not a curated record. Gene Ontology annotation, biological process: regulation of transcription by RNA polymerase II; cell fate commitment. Gene Ontology annotation, cellular component: cytoplasm; nucleus. Bases 86 to 3406 code for a protein of 1106 amino acids. Lineage: Eukaryota; Metazoa; Chordata; Actinopteri; Perciformes; Cyclopteridae. The transcript has 24 exons. Gene Ontology annotation, molecular function: histone deacetylase binding; DNA-binding transcription factor activity; RNA polymerase II cis-regulatory region sequence-specific DNA binding.
CGGUCCUGCGCCGUUUCUGGAGCGGAUUGGAACCCGGAGUCAGGAUUCGCUAAAUGAAGGGUAUUUUGCAGAAAAGGUUGGCAUAAUGGCUGACCAGGAGCCAGAUGAGUUCAUCUGGUGUGAGGACUGUGGCCAGUACCAUGACUCCGAGUGCCCCGAGCUGGGCCCGCUGGUCACUGUCCAGGACUCCUUCGUCCUCAGCCGGGCCCGGUCGUCUUUGCCAAACAGCCUGGAGAUCAGACAGGUGGCCGAUGGGCAGGAGGGGGUGUUUGUGAUGCGCCGGUUGGUCAAGAGGACCCGCUUCGGGCCCUUUGAGGCCAAGAGGGUCCCCUACCUGGAGAAGGAAGGAGCAUUCCCUCUUAAGAUCUUCCAGAACAACGCUGUGGUGGUGUGUUUCGACUCCAGCAGUGAAGAGGACUGCAACUGGAUGAUGCUGGUGCGGCCCGCCGACGACCACACGCACCAGAAUCUGACGGCUUACCAGCAGGACGAUGACGUGUACUUCAACACCUCCCAGGACGUGUUCCCUGGAACGGAGCUGAGGGUCUGGUACGGGGCUUUCUACGCCAAGAAGAUGGAGAAGCCCAUGCUUAGGCCUCCACAUCUACCAGCACCUCUCCCAGAUUUGGUGGAGACCUCAGAGACAACUGGAGCACACAUGCCCCUGGUGGCUGAAGAAAACAAUGCAGGCGACAUGCUGAGUCACCUGGAUGAGACAGCGACAGCAGCGCUGCCCCAGGAGGAGGAGGAGGAGGAAAGCCUGGUUGACCCCGAUGAGGAGAAGAUGUUCGACCCCCCCGCAGCUCAACCGGUCCGCAAGAGAGGGCAGGGCCGAGGGAGGAGAGCUAAGGGACGCAGGCCCGGAGCCACGGCAAGCAAAAGCAAAGAUGUGAAGCCCUCGUUGGCGAGCUCAGAGUCAGCAGCAGAGAGCAGCAGCCUGCGGGGCUCUCCGGAGGGCGGGGCCGCCCCGAAGAGACACAAAGCCAGAGAGCACAAGAGGGUGUACCGCUGCUCCCUCUGCAACAAGGUCUUCCAGAACAGUAGCAACCUCAACCGGCACAUCCGGUCUCACGGUGAUAAGCUGUUCAAAUGCGAUGAAUGCGACAAGUUGUUCAGCCGCAAGGAGAGUCUGAAGCAGCACAUCUCUUACAAGCACAGCAAGAAUCUGCCCGACCAGGACUACAGAUAUAAAUGCAACACGUGCGAGAAAUCCUUUCGCCUGGAAAAUGCCUUAAAGUUCCACAACUGUCGGACAGACGACAAGACGUUCCAGUGCGACAUCUGCUCGCGCUUCUUCUCCACCAACAGUAACCUCUCCAAGCACAAGAAGAAGCACGGCGAGAAGCUCUACUCCUGCGAAAUCUGCAACAAGAUGUUCUACCGCAAAGACGUGAUGCAGGAGCACCACAGGAGGCACGGCGUGGGACCAAAGCACAUGAAGCGAGAGGAGCUGGAGGCCAACGGAGAAGAAGGGACCAGAUACAGGAAGGAGCCGUCACCCUGUCCCAUCUGUGGCAAGGUGUUCUCCUGCAGGAGCAACAUGAACAAGCACCUGUUGACUCACGGUGAUAAGAAGUACACCUGUGAGAUCUGCGCUCGCAAGUUCUUCCGCGUGGACGUCCUUCGAGAUCACAUCCACGUUCACUUCAAGGAUAUAGCCUUAAUGGACGAGGAGGAGAGAGAGUGCUUCAUCAAGAAGAUCGGCAUUUCAGCAGGCGACAGUGACGAGACGGAUGACGACGAUGAGGAGGAGGAGGAGGAUGAGGAAGACGAUCCUGAGCACCACAAGUACAACUGCAAGAAAUGCCAGCUGUCGUUUGCGAAGGGCAAAGAGUACCUGAGGCACAUCCUGGAGCAGCACAAGGAGAGAGGCUACGGCUGCGGGAUCUGCAACCGGCGCUUCGCCCUGAAGGCCACGUACAACGCUCACCUGGUCAUCCAUAGGGAGCAGCUGCCUGACCCCGCGGUGCAGAAGUACAUCCACCCGUGUGAAAUUUGCGGCCGGAUCUUCAAUAGCAUUGGGAACCUGGAAAGGCACAAGAUCAUCCACACUGGGGUGAAGAGCCACGGCUGUGACAAGUGUGACAAAUCAUUCGCAAGGAAGGACAUGCUGAAGGAGCACCUGAGGGUUCACGACGACAUCCGGGACUUCCUGUGUGCGGAGUGCGGGAAAGGCAUGAAGACCAAACACGCGCUGAGGCACCACAUGAAGCUCCACAAGGGCAUCAAGGAGUACGAAUGUAAAGAGUGCAACCGCAAGUUCGCCCAGAAGGUCAACAUGCUGAAACACUACAAGAGACACACGGGUAUCAAGGACUUCAUGUGCGAGCUGUGUGGAAAGACCUUCAGCGAGAGGACGACUCUCGAGACGCACAAGCUCAUCCACACAGUGGGUAAGACCUGGACGUGUGCCACGUGCGACAAGAAGUACCUGACCGAGUACAUGCUGCAGAAGCACGUCCACCUCACCCAUGAGAAGGUGGAGGCCCAGUCGUGUCACCUCUGUGGGACCAAGGUGUCCACCCGCGCCUCCAUGAACCGCCACCUGCGGCGCAAGCACCCGGAGGUGGUGUCUGUGAGAAUGGAUGAGUUUGAUGAUCUUCAGGAAGCAUCGACAAUCAACGAGUCGUCCAUCAGCAUUGAGCAGCCCACUCUGAUGCUGGAAAAAGACGGCAUGCCCCAGGAGAGGCUCGGCCGCCCGUCCCGACACCACAAGAAGAAGCAGCGAGUUCCGGCUGAGCCGGAGCUCUCCGAGUCCGACGAAUACGUUGAUUUCACCGAGGCGAGGCACGAGGCCAUGGCGGAGUUCAGAGCCGUCAUUGUCGGCGACGAGACCGAGACUAGCUCUGCCGUGCAGAGCAUCCAACAGGUGGUGGUCCUGGCCGACCCCAGCGUUCCAUCAGACCCCAACAGCUCGGUGGGUCUGACCAACAUCACCGUGACGCCCAUCACCAGCCACGCCCCGGCCCAGUUCACCAGCCUGCAGCCCGUAGCCGUGGGCCACCUGACGGCCAGCGACCGACCCCUCACCCUGGACAACUCCAUACUCACCGUCACCUUCGACACCGUCAGCGGCUCCGCCAUGCUCCACAACCGGCCGGCCGAACUCAUCCCAGAGACGGUGGGCCCCGGCGGGGGUGCGUCUUCCCAGUCGGUCGCCCACUUCAUCAACGUCACAACUCUGGUCAACCCCAUGGGCCACCAGUUGGAGGCCCAGACUCUGGCCUGGAGGCCCGUACCGCCGGCCGAAGGCGGCCAGGUCUCCCGCGCGGUGGAGGGAGCACAUGGGGGCGGUCAGGAGGUCCAGAACCAGAACCAGGGCCCGGAGCCAGGCAGGCCCAUCCAGAGCCAGCCGCCUACACCGCAGCAGCAGGGCGGCUCCACGCAGCAGAUGUUCGGCUACUAGGGCAGAGACUGGAGGUGCUGGUCACCUCACACUCACAGAUAUUGUAAUAUAGUAGAAUAGAUUUUAUCAACGUCACCCUGAUGCCUCUCCAGCCCCAUGGACGUGAAUGACAAUUAUAAUAUUUUUUUUAUACUGACAAAACAGUCACAUCUGUAAAUAACUAACAUAAUAUUAAAAAGAAGAAGAGAGAAAUGGUACAUCUAGCCUAAAUCAAUGACCCAAAGCAGCAUGUGAAAUAUUCAAAUGCCUUACCAGCCUUUUAAAAGCGUGCAUGUUUUUAAGAUAAAUCUGCUGAAGUAUGAAAAAGUACCAACCUGAAAGACACCUUUGGUGCAGUGGACCGUGCAGGUGGUGCGUCACAGUUGAAAUGUUAUUUUUGAAUGCUGUAAACUGUAUUUACUGGUGAGCUGGAAGUACUGGAAGAGUUUUUGUACUGUUAUUUUCAAACAAAAUACCUCUUUGAAGCUGUUUUUUUAAUUUGUCUGCAUAUGAAUUGAGUUAGUCAACAGUGAGGAAUAUCAGCGGCAAGGCGAUGGAGCCCGUGUGCGUGUGCAUGUGCGUGUGUGUGUGUUCUCUGCAGAGAGUUUGUUAAAAAAAAAAAAAAGAAUGAAACAAUCAGUUGAAUCGCAAAGGUUUUCUUUCCCUGUGCCAGGUGUGGAAUUAUGAAAGAUAUGCAUAUCUUCCAGAGAUGAAUCACAACUUCCAUUCAAAUCCAUAAGUUCACCAAUAAUUAGUUAUUUUUUACAAAGUAUAAUAAUUAGCAACAAUCUGGAAAGAAGAAAAAAGUAACCCUUAAAAAGGAUAACAUCGGCAUCUCGUCUCCUAAAUAUGAAAGAAAAUUAGUAAAUAUUGCCAUAUUUAUGUGUUUUCCUUCCAAGAUAACAAAUAGCAUUCAUUUGCAA